Brettanomyces nanus is the source of this 1992-nucleotide messenger RNA. RefSeq lists its product as uncharacterized. The record is from RefSeq and is a predicted model, not a curated record. The transcript has a single exon. The coding region runs from base 1 to 1992 and encodes 663 amino acids. Lineage: Eukaryota; Fungi; Ascomycota; Pichiomycetes; Pichiales; Pichiaceae. Gene Ontology annotation, cellular component: RQC complex. Gene Ontology annotation, biological process: ribosome-associated ubiquitin-dependent protein catabolic process; rescue of stalled cytosolic ribosome.
AUGAGUUCGAGAGCGCUAAGGAAGUUGGAAAGACCAAAUAUUGAGGACGAGCUUGCGAAAAUUGCAAGUUCCAUAGAGAAGAAGAGUGAAGACCCAGAAGAACACUUAGAGAAGAAGGACUUUAAGCAUAGGAUGAAUGCAUUUUCUGCACUAUUAGAUGUUGAGGAAGAGGAAGAGGAGGAGACACCGAUUGCAGCUGAAAUGAAGGUUUCUGAUGAAACCAGUUCGGAUGAAUUUGUUGAUGCUGUGCAGAGUAUUCAAAGUAAUAGGAAAGGAAAUAAGAGCCGAAAGAGUCGCAAAAAUCGAAGCAAAAGGCAAGUAAAGAAAGUGGAUGAUCUCGGCGAUGACGAGCUUGACAAUCUUUUGUCGAAAAUUCAGAUCAAGGACGCCAAGGAUGAAAAAAAAGAUGAAGAUGAUGACUUGGAACAAGACACGGUGACUCGGCCGUCACCUUUAUACGCACCAGGAGGUCGACUAUUUACAAUGAGGAUGUUCAAUAGAUGCAGUGAAUUGGUGAGACCUCAGAAGCGGUAUUUGGAUCCAGAUAAAGAGUACGAAGGUCUUUUUGGAAAGCUUUCUAGCGCUGCCAUUGAAGAUGCAGACUCUACGGCGUCUUCUUUCAUUACUCCGGAGGUUCUUAAGCAGAUUAAAAAGCUCAGCAAACGUGUCAGAGGUUGGGGAGGUCGUGAUAGACGUAGUGUUCCUGGCACUAUGAGAAAAUUGGUUCUUACUAAAAUUAGAGACGACUGGUUACCUACAAACAAGAAGCCAUUGGUGAUGGAGGAACUGACGGACAGCGAUAUUAUUAAACUUUAUGAAGUUCGAUAUCCCCAGGAUUGGGAAGCGGCUAUCAGUGAACAGAUCAAACGAGACAAGAGAGCUGGAGUCAGCUACUUUAGGCUCACAGAGGGCCCUCUAUACUCGAGGAUGCUCACUACCGAAUUUUUCAUCUCUGUGGCCAUUCAACCCGAUCAUGAAAGCAUAAUGCGGCUUCUUCAGAAGGCACCUUAUCACUUGGAAAGCAUUUUGCAGGUCUCUUCCAUCCUUCAAAGGCAAGGAGAUACCUCAAACACAAACGGUUUAAUUGAAAGAGGGUUGUUCAUUUUUGAUUGGUCGUUGAAGAAUACUUUCAACCUUGCCGGAGGCAAAUCUCGUAUCCCCUUCGAGUUCUAUCUAAACCGACAGAUUUAUCUCACCAUUUUCCGUUACAUUAAGGUGCUUACCAAGAAGUCUACCUUCUAUACAGCAUUGAAUUAUACCAAGCUGCUCUUCUCGUUCGAUCCCAACGAUGAUCCUUAUGGGGUUCGCUACUUUAUAGACUUUUACGCUUUUAUGUCUGGCGAUUACCAAUACCUUGUGGACUUAUAUAACUCUGCUUUGAUCCAGUGCUACGAGGAAUGGCUAACCCCUUCUAUUUGUUUUAGUGCUGCUUACUGUAUGUGGAAGCUUGGAAAGGUUGAUGAGGCUGGACAAAUGCUAGAAGAUGCUGUUCUCAGACAUCCUUAUACGGCGUUUGAGAUUCUCAGCAAACUUCACAGCGAUUCCAAGGCAUGGAACUCAAGCCAUGUCGUGUCUGACUCGGUGAAUAUUAGCACUGCUAUUUAUAUGGUAAGAGUUAAUACCUUACUAGAGGAACCCGAAUUGAGAAGUUUUGUUGUGGACAAAAUGAAGCAGGUGCUUGCCUCUCUUGAUGUGGCCUCCGCUUUGAAAGACCAUUGCUACUUCAACAAGCUCGAAGAGAUUCCUCAAAACUUGUUGAGACACGUUGUAUUGUCCAACGAAACCUCAGCAAUGGCCAAGAUUCCAGAAUCUUUCUGGACCAAGAACGAGGUGUACGAAUUCGACGUUCUUCCACCGGAAAAGGGUACCAAGAUAUACAAUUACAUCGACCAAAACCGGGUAGCAGACGCUGUGAUGAGUCGAACAAUGCAGACAGCAGAAGGCCAACAGAUUCAAGAAUUGAUGAGACAGGAACAAGCAGAAAAUGAAUAA